Ogataea angusta is the source of this 3903-nucleotide messenger RNA. RefSeq lists its product as uncharacterized. Gene Ontology annotation, molecular function: molecular adaptor activity; protein kinase binding. NCBI's taxonomy places the organism in Eukaryota, Fungi, Ascomycota, Pichiomycetes, Pichiales, Pichiaceae. The coding region runs from base 1 to 3903 and encodes 1300 amino acids. Gene Ontology annotation, biological process: autophagosome assembly; positive regulation of protein phosphorylation; piecemeal microautophagy of the nucleus. The transcript has a single exon. Gene Ontology annotation, cellular component: Atg1/ULK1 kinase complex; phagophore assembly site membrane; extrinsic component of membrane. The record is from RefSeq and is a predicted model, not a curated record.
AUGAAUAUCUCCAUCAUCCAGAACAACAACCCGCUCUCGAUGAUGUCGUCUGUCUACCGGCAGAACAAGUCGCAGGACACAAACUUGCCCUCUGCCCUGACGAUCUACAACUCGCUCACGGGGGCCAAAGUGGUGGCCAGUGCGUACCAGUUCCACAAUCUGGAGGCGUUGAAGCAGUUCAUUGGCCUGUCGUUCAAUGUGGCGACAGAAAACCUGUUUCUGCUCACGCCGUUUGGCAUCAAACUCAAGUUCUCCAUGAUAGUGCACGAGGAAAUAAGCGAGAUCUACGUCUUCGAUAGACGCUACUUCAACGUCAACAACAUCGACGCGUCGGACAACAUGGACAACGUCAACGACCUUCUGGCAGAACUGAACCAGACAGACCUCAUCAACAUGAUCAAGCCGCUCGCUUCGCCCCUGCUGUCGGAAGAGCUGUCUGUGUUUGUGGAGAAGCUGACGCUGGUGCUGGAGAACACGACACAGAUCAAGGCGGUGGACAUCAAUCUGAACAUGCUGCGGAUGCUGCUCAACUCGCUCAAACGCAAUUCUGGCUGGGCGUCGGCGCUGCUGUCCGACUUCAAAAAGACGGUGGCCUUUGACGAGUGCACGCCCGAGGACAACGACCUCGAGACCAUCUUGACGUCUCUGAACGUGCUCAUACAGUACGUGGGGCUCGUAUUCAAGACGCUCGAGAAGAAGUUCAACGACUCGAUCGACGCCCUGGUGCUGCUACAGUCCAACAGUCUCGUAGACCAAUGGCGAGACCAGUACGCACUGCUCAAACGCCUUCCUUUUGAGUUCCACAGUCCGUCGUCCAGUGUGUCGGAAAAACUGUUUUUGAGCCAGCUGGUUAACGAGCCGCGUCUCGAAAAAUGCGCAGAGGAGUCGCGCAGACUCAACAAGAGCAUGAACGAGAGACUGGUCAUGCUUCGCAGCAAAAUCGAGUCAGACGUCAUCAAGCCCCGCCAGGAGCUCUCACAGGAAUAUAACAGCUACAUGUCGCAGUACAUACGGCCAGAAACAGAUGCCACCCAGAAAACACAGAAAAUACAGGACUGCAAACGCAUACUUGCCGAACUAGAAGCACAUGUCAGCAAACUGAUCCAGUCCUCUUCGUCCCUUCCUUCUUUUGAGGAACUCAUCACCACAGCAAGCCAGACGUCAACGACGUUGUCUGCUUCCUCCAUUGCGAACAUUAAAAAGCUUACGCAGCUGUACAAAUACCAGGAGUCUGAGCUUGUGCCGUAUAUUUUUCAGCUUGCCAACAACUUGUACGACAUACAGAUCAACAAACUGAAUGCCAGGAAAGAGCUACAAACGAAACUAAUCUGCUCUACGUUGAUCAACGUCACCAAGAUCCAGCUCAACAUGAUGAGACUGUCUACGGUUCUAAAUACAGAGGUGGCUAAAAACAUUGCAUCCAUCAAGGAAAACGAGCUUCAGCUGUCUGUUGUCUCCGACCUGCCACUGAUAUUUGGCAUUUUUGUCAUAGCCAACCUCAACAAUCUCAAGUUUGGCAUCUCCCUAAACAACAUUGUCAAAAAGGCUAACGAGAUCUUUGAGAUGCUGCGGUUCAUGGAAGCACGCAACCGCACAAAAUGGCUCAAGGAAUUUUUGGCUAGCAGCGGAGCCGAUAAGCUUGAGUUUCUGAACCUGGACGAGGAGGGCCGCGAGCGAUUUAUCAACGAGAAUAUGCUCGCGUAUAAACUGGAGCAGGUAGAUGUGAUGCUGUCGAAGAAAUCUCCCUCACCAGUCGACCGCCCUGCGAGCCCGGUAGGCGGCCAGGAAAAACACUACCUUACCUCAAUCAACAGGCUGCUGCACAACAUCAAUGGUUUCCCGACUCCGCGUCCAAUGGCUACAGAAUUGCCGAAACAGAGGGAAACCAACAUUAUAGCGAACCUGGCCAGAAACAUUUCAGUCAAGAGUAUUGUGUCGUAUAUCAAUACACUCCGGAAAGAAGGCAUUGACCCCAAUAUUGUGAACAAGCUGGAAGAGUGUCUUAGAGAUUUCGGUAUUACGUAUGGCCAGAACGAGCGAAAAGCCAUUGAAACCGAGGAAGGCGAGGAGAUUGUCGUGAAAGGAAAAAACGUGGGAGAUUUGGGGUCCUUUGACGCCAACGACGUGAACUACAUGCGGCUGUUCAAGAAGUUCAUCAAGAGCUUUGAGUCUGAAGGGAUUGUGAUUAACAUAAACGUGAACCAGCAGGAUUCUGUGUCCAAUGACGAGCUGAUCAAGGGCUACGAACGACGAAUCAAGAAGCUUGAGAACGUUUUGCAUACACGUAACUUCCAGCAGUUUAACGACCAAUGGUCUCGUCACAGACCAGUGCACACUCUGCCGAAUCCUGUGAGCAGGCGGCAGUCGGAUUUGAGUCAGGAGCAUGUUAUGCAUGAGAACACUAUACUGUUCAACGAGAACGUUGUUUUAGGACGCAAGACGAUCGAUCUGCCUCCGAGCCACUAUGGAGAGCGGAUCGAGCGUCUUGAGAACGAAAACGAGAGGUACAGAGGCGAGAUCGAGGAGCUAAAGAAAGGAACUGAAUUUGCAGAGAUUGAUCGAUUGAAGAAAGAGCUUGAGGAUAUGAAGAAGGUCGAUUUGGAGAAAGACAGGCGUUUGGCGGUUUUGGAAGAGGAGAACAAGAACUUGAAAGAGUCGAACGAAGAGCUCACCAAGGCGAACAAAGAGCUGGCUAAUGUGUGUUCCGAGCUGAAGAGCAUGAAGUCGGACCUUUUGGAGAACAUGACCCAGAAAGAAAGCGAGUUUGGCAAGGAAGCGAAAGUCAACCAACAGGAAAUCAACGAGCUGAAAUUGAGAAUCGAGGAGCUGGAGGAAGACGAGUCUAAUCUUGUCAACGUGAACAAGACGCUGAAUGAAAGGCUGGCAAUCAAAGACCGGCUUCUUUGCCAGUUGUACGAGCUUGUGCAAGGAGCAUACAGCAAGCUGAACCAGAUGAGCGGCGAGAUAUUCAGCAAUCUGACAAGGGUGUGUCUGUUGCUGGAGUCUAUAGGGCUGCUGUUGAUUCGCGAGACGCCUUCGUUUGACAACCAUCCUGGAACACUGACCAUCAAGCGUGUGAAAGGUCUGCGCAGUCGCAAGAGACAAAUCAAGCAGGCUACCGACUCGGCUCACAACAACGGCAAUUUGCAAAACGACACGUUCGAGGACUCCGAGCACAUCGACAACGCGCUGAUGGAGGUUGUCUCGAGCGAGGUUGUGCCGGAAGCAGAGCAGUAUCUCCAUUGGGUGGACAUGAACGUGCUGAACUACACGAUUUCGUCCGAUCUGGGCAUAGAGGACGAGAUCGUGCACAAGAAAGACGAGAGCUCGCUGAUCGACAUGAGUCUGUGCGAGGAAAGCUCGAUCGAGAAGAAGGUGAAGAAGUUGCUGGCCAAUUACGAAAGCCUCAACGUGGAGCUAGGGUUCCAGAACUUUUUGCGGUUCAACCACGUUGACAACGAGCUUGUGGUUGAACGGGUGUUCCGGCGGUUCAGCGACGUGGAGACGCUGGCGAGAAAGUUGCAGAAGGACAAGACUCAGCAGAAACAGGAGCUCAAGACGCUCACUGCCGAGCUGGACGGCAAGAUAGCGUUCCGGAACUUCAAAGUUGGCGAUCUCGUUCUGUUUUUGAAAACGCUGACUCCGGCCAACGAGGAGCUCGGCGGCGGCGACGAGCAGCCGUGGGCCGCUUUCAACGUGGGGUGUCCGAACUAUUACCUCAAGAACACCAAGGGCGAGGGCUACAUCGAGCUGAGCGACCGAGACUGGCUGGUGGGGCGGGUGUCGAAAAUUGAGCCGCGACAGGUCACCGAGCAGAAUUUCCACAGCAAGACAGACAACCCGUUCAAGCUGGCCAAGUCGGUGGUGUGGUAUUUUGUUGAGGCACGUGAGGUGAAAGAAUGA